AUGGCUGGGAUGAUGUGCGCGAGAACCACCCAGGGGAAAGUCCCUAGUCUGCUGUUAGCUCGGACACAUAAAACACCCCGAGCAACCCGCCACUCUGCCUUCUAUCAUUCCUCCCCUUCUGUGACGACUAAGCUGUCUCGCUCUUCGUCUGACACAAUGGCUCGAUUUUCUCCUCAACAAAGCCGGCCGGUCCACGCGACCCCCUUCAUGAAUCACUCCACCAACCCGUCAGAUGCCAACUAUGACACCGCCAACCCGUCCUAUAUCCGCAAGUACCUGCGCACGUACGGCCUCACUCCUCCCCGCGCCGAGAGCUACGAGACCCAGAAGACCCGCUGCCUUGCUCAGCUGGGCCUCAAGAACACUUCUAUCGACAAGUUCCUCUACCUGAGCACCCUGCGCAAGAACAAUGUCCACCUCUUCUACCGUCUGGUCACCGACCACCUGCGGGAGCUGACUCCCCUGAUCUAUACCCCAGUUGUGGGCGAGGCCUGCCAGCGCUGGUCCGAGAUCUACCAGCAGCCUGAGGGCAUGUACCUGAGCUGGGAGGAUCGCGGAAACUUGGCCGCGGUGAUCGCCAAUUGGCCCCAACCAAAUGUGGAGAUCACAUGUAUUACCGAUGGCUCCCGAAUCCUCGGACUGGGUGACCUGGGCAUCAACGGCAUGGGCAUCCCCAUUGGCAAGUUGGCGCUCUACACGGCCUGUGCCGGUAUUCGCCCCGAGGCCACUCUGCCCCUGACUCUUGAUCUGGGCACUGGCAACAAGACCCUCCGGGAAGACCCGCUAUACAUGGGCAGCCGCCGAGACAAGAUCUCCCCCGAGGAGGAGCGUGAGUUUAUGGAUGAGCUGAUGGCUGCUCUCACCGAGCGCUGGCCUGGUAUUGUUAUCCAAUUUGAGGAUUUCAAGAACCCCUUCCCGGCCCUUGAGCGGUAUCGGGACCUCUACACCUGCUUCAAUGAUGACAUCCAGGGUACUGGCGCUGUGAUCCUCGGCGGUGUCAUCAACGCUGUUAAGCGUUCCGGUUUGCCCUGCAAGGACCACCGCGCUGUCUUCCUUGGUGCCGGCUCUGCCGGUGUCGGUGUUGCCAAGCAGAUUGUUGAGUUCUUCAUGCGUGAGGGCAUGAGCGAGGAUGAUGCUCGCAACUGCUUCUACCUGGUCGACACCAAGGGUCUUGUCACUGCCGACCGCGGUGACAAGCUCGCCGACCACAAGGUCUACUUCGCCCGCCAGGACAACCAGGGCCAGCAGUUCAAGACCCUCGAGGAGGUCAUUGAUCACGUUAAGCCCACCAUCUUGAUGGGUCUGUCCACUCUCGGUGGUGUCUUCACCCCUCAGAUCCUGCGCAAGAUGGCCGAUUGGAACACUGCCCCCAUCAUCUUCCCCCUGUCCAACCCGUCCUCCAAGUCUGAGUGUGAUUUCGAGAGCGCUGUGGUCAACACUGACGGCCGCUGCCUGUUCGCCUCCGGAUCUCCCUUCCCCACCAAGUCCUUCACCAACGCCGCCGGUGAGACCCGCACCUACUACCCUGGCCAGGGCAACAACAUGUACGUCUUCCCCGGUAUUGGUCUCGGCAGCAUUCUGUCCAAGGCCGUCCGGGUCACCGACAGCAUGAUCUACGCUUCCGGCGAGGCGCUCUCGACCGCCCUGACUGCCGAGGAGCUCGAGCGCGGCCUGCUCUACCCGGAUGUCACCCGAAUCCGUGAAGUCAGCAUCGUCGUGACCCGCAAGGUGAUGCGCGCCGCCCAGGAGGACAAGGUCGACCGGGAGACUGCCCUGCGCAACUUGAGCGACGCCGAUCUGGACAACUACAUCAAGUCACGCAUGUACGACCCCCACACUGAGGUCCGCUCUCUCGAGCGCGAGGUAGGCCACUUGCUGUCCAGCCUGGGCAACAUCUCGCCCCUCCUCAACGGCUCUCCCACCGAGGAGAAGCCCAACGGUGCCAAGCUGUAA
Messenger RNA from Penicillium macrosclerotiorum, 1953 nucleotides. Its product is annotated as NADP-dependent malic enzyme. Gene Ontology annotation, cellular component: mitochondrion. The record is from RefSeq and is a predicted model, not a curated record. Gene Ontology annotation, molecular function: malate dehydrogenase (decarboxylating) (NAD+) activity; NAD binding. NCBI's taxonomy places the organism in Eukaryota, Fungi, Ascomycota, Eurotiomycetes, Eurotiales, Aspergillaceae. The transcript is spliced from 5 exons. Gene Ontology annotation, biological process: malate metabolic process; pyruvate metabolic process. Bases 1 to 1953 code for a protein of 650 amino acids.